Molecule: messenger RNA, 6009 nt
Organism: Naegleria lovaniensis
Lineage: Eukaryota; Heterolobosea; Eutetramitea; Acrasida; Naegleriidae
Exons: 4
Coding region: 1-6009 (2002 amino acids)
Biological process (GO): microtubule-based movement
Molecular function (GO): microtubule motor activity; microtubule binding; ATP binding
Source: RefSeq, a predicted model, not a curated record
AUGACAAGCACAACACCCACUACGGAUGAGAAAUUGCGAGUUUUCAUUCGUUUCAGACCACACGUUCUCGCAAUCGAUCCACCUACAGCCAACAAGGACGAUGCCACAAAGUGUUGUGCUGCUUUUCACAAGUCUGGAAAGAAGCUCCUGUUGAAGUAUGGCGUUGAUCAACCCAAAGAAUUUCAAUUCGAUCGCGUUUUCAACAUGAAUACAGCUCAGGGCGAGGUUUUCGAAGAGGCUGCUCGGCCCAUGAUCCCUCUCUUCAUGUCUGGUCGAAAUGUUACCUUCUUGUCUUGGGGCUCACCACCCAAGUCAGGUAAAACCUUCACAAUAUUGGGUUCCGAAGCUGUUAAUGCUGGUUCAGUGAUUGAUUGGCAAGAAGAGAAAGACACCGACGGUGUGCUGCCCAGAUUUAUUCGUGGAAUUUUCGAUGCCAUUGUGGAAAGUCCAGAAAGUCUUUCAUUCACAAUUAAAGUGAGUGUUUAUGAAGUAUGGAGUGGAAGUGGCAUCAUUUGUGACUUGUUGAAUGAGAGUCAUGUUCAACAACAACAUUCUGAAGAUUUCACUGGUCUUGAAUGUCUAUUACAGGAAGACACUCAAGAAAUUGAAGUUAACGGGCUGAUUGAACAAUUUGUGGAGGCUGAUGACGAGUUGUUAGACAUUUUGGCUUCCUCAAUUCAAAAAAGAAAGAUUGAAAAGGUGAAAAAAGACACAAAAUUUGCUUCCAAUUUGUUUGUUGAAUUGACUGUGACGCAAAAAGACAAUGAAAAACAAAAAACCAUAUGCAGCAAAUUGACUUGUAUCGAUCUCGAAUCACCCUUAAUUGAUAUUUCAGAAGAAGAGGCAGAAGAAUUAGAAAAUGGUCAUGCAACAUUUUCGGAUUUAUGUAACUUGAUGAACGAUCCAAAAUCUCAAGAGGACGACUCCCAAUUCUAUUCUUCAAGCUUAUCAGCUAUUCUAUACUCUCGCUCUUUGCAUAACUGUAUUGCUACGACCUUUGUAAAUUGCUCACCGGCAAUUCCUCAUGCAGCUCAGUUCACAUUGGGAGUUUUGGAGUUUGCAGAUACAGCUUUGAAAAAUCUUGUGAUACCAAAAGUGAAAACGGAGAACCUUAUUCCAUUUGUUGCUGAUGACGCUGUUGCUACCAGUGCUGGAGGAGACACUGCUUCUUCAACUACGGAAACUGGUUCGUCGAGCUCUCAACCAGGUCUCGCUCCUGUUUCUGACCUCACCAAGACCAUUGACUCUACAGCUGAUCAGUUAAUAACUUCUGUGGCUACAGAUUUGAAAAAACUUCAAGAUACUGAAAAGGAGUACUAUCAACAAAAGCAACAAAUUAAGAAUUUACAACAAAACUUGGAAGAAACAAAUUCUCAAUAUCGAACUCUGCAAGAAGUCAAUUCCACACUGAAAGAUCAAAUCGAUCAGUUGCAACUUCAACUUAGCAAAGUGAAAUCUUCUGAACAAGAACUCAAACAAAAAACUGCAGAGGAUGAAGAAAAGAUCAAGGAGCAAUUGGAAAAGCUUGAAAGUACCAACAAUUCUCUCUCCGAAAAGUUGAGAGAAAUUGAAACCUUGACCGAACAACAGAAAAAACUCGAGUCCACACAUGAAAAUUACAAGAGUACUGUUACUGGCAAGUUGUUGUUAUUGAGAAAGCAAAUCAAGCGUGCCAAGACUGAAGUGAGAGAAAAAUUAACAGUAGAUGUGAAACAAUUUUGUGCAAAUGCUCAAACUUCACUUUUUGAAACCAUGGGACCUUCUAUUUUGGAGACUAUUAACACACAGCUUAGUCUUAUCAAAAUUGAAAAUGAAAAAAACAUUUCAUUGUUGAACAAACAACUCGAAGAAUCAAGAAAAGAAGUGUCCAAGCUGAAGGAUGAGAUGAACAAGACCUUGGAAGAACGAAAUGCUCUCAAACAAGAAAUUGACAAACAAAAGCAAACUGUGAACGAAUUGUCACAAAAGAUUGUCACUUUAGAAAAGCAAGAACAAGAAUCAAGUUCAAAGAUUUCCACGUAUCAAAAAGAAAAUGCUGAAUAUGAAAAAUCAAUAGAACAAAACAAAUUAGAAAUCUCUAACUUGAAAGAAAGCGUGAAACAAGAAAAGGAAAGCAGAGAAAAAACUGUAAAUGAAUUGGAAGCUGAGAAGAAACAAAAAGUAGAGCUUGAAAAGGAAGUGUCACAAGUCAAGUCAAAUAUCGAGUCGUUGAAAUCAACGAUUUCAACCAAGGAACAAGAACUUCAAACAUUGUCCAAGAAUGUUGAAAACGAGAAAGAAAAAUCUUCCAAGUUGGAUAGUUCUCUUUCACAAAAAGAGCAAGAAUUGACCAAUUUGAAAAAUGAGAAAUCCACUCUCGAAAACAAGCUUAAAGAACUUGAAAGCCAAUUACGUGCUGAGAAGGAAAAUGCAGCAGACCUUGAAAAGAAAUUAUCAGCCACUCAAACGACACUUUCUCAAUACGAAAAAACCAUUGAGGACAAAUCAAAAGAGAUUCAAAAUUUGAAUAACAAGAUUGCUGAGAAUACUUUACAAAUUGAAAGUUUACAAAAACAAAAUUCUGAUCUGAGAAAGGAAAUUGAAGAAAUCAAUUCACAACUUGGUCAGAAGAGAGAAGAGGUCAGCAAGUUGCGAGAUCGUGCUGAAAAAGCAGAAAAGCAAAACGAAAUUCUCAACAAUGACAAGGUAAAAUCUGAAAAUACCAUUGCUGAGAUUAAGUCAAGUCUUCAAGAGGCAGCCAAAAAAGAACUCGAGUCCAAACAAAACAUUACCUCACUUCAGGAGCAAUUGAGCAAUUUACAAAAUAAGCUCAAAUCGAAAGAGGAAGAGGCUAAUAUACUUCAACAACAACUUGAUCAAUUGCAAGAAAAAUCAGUCGAGUCAUCAUCUGUACUUGCCACUCAAAACUCGUCGAAUCUUCAACGAAUCAAAGAACUCUCUUCUGAGAUUACUCAAUUGCAAGAUGAGAAAUUGAAACAAAAGAAUCAGUUGCAAACAGAGAUUGAUUCACUCACACAAUCUGUUGACAAGCUAAAUAAGGAGAAGGAAGUCUUCUCUGUGGAAAUUUCAAACUUGCGUUCUCAAUUAGAGAAGGAAUCCUCUGAAUUGGUGGAAUGGAAGAAGAAACAUGAGAGUGCUUUAUUGAAUUUGGAAAAUGCUGAAAAAGCCAAAGACAAACUUGAAAAACAAUUCGAGACUGAAAAAUCUACUCUCCAAAAACAACAUGUACAACAAGUUCAGCAACUACAAGAAGAGCACUCUCGAAAUAUUGAAGAAGAAAAGACAUCUUCUCAAAACAAGAUUGAUAAAUUGACCAAUGAAUUGCAGGAGGUUGAAAAGAAGCUAAAAGAUUCCAAAGUCGAGUUGGAUCGCGUUACUACUGACUAUGAGAACAAAUUAUCAUCUCUUCGUGAUGCCAAUCAAAAACUUGAGAAGGAUCUUUCCGAAAAAAGCAGUGCCGUGCUCUCCAACAUGUCAAGUGUAGAGAGUAUCAAUAAUGAGAAACAAGAAUUGUUGAAGAAGGUUGAAUUGUUGCAAAAUGAUCUCAAGGAAAAGGAUUCCCAAUAUCAACAGCUUGUCAAAGAUCAUGAACGUGUGAAGAAAGAACUUCAGGAUGAGCAAAAUAAUUUGGCCAGCUUGAAAUCGACAUUGGAAGAGACCAAGAAAGAUCUUACUCAAGCACGUUCUGAAUGUGAAGAUCAAAAAUCUAUAAUGGAACUUCUCAAGUCUGCACACAAGACCGAGGUUGAAUCGCUCACAACUCGUUGGACAGCAAGACAUGAAAGUGAAAUCAAUCAACUGAAACAAAGCCUCUCUGAGGAACAUAGUCAAGUGAAGACUCUACACUCUUUGGUAGAAGAGAAAAACUCUGAGAUUGAGAAAGUUAGAACAGAAUUGGUUGAUUCACAAUCAAAGGUCGACAAUUUGGAAAUUUCUCUCAAAGAGGAAAAGCAAAAAGGAGCCCUUAUGAUUCAACAAACCAAAAGUGAACUCGAAUUGGAAAAGAAUAAGGCAGUUGAAGAAGAACGUAAAGUUGUGACAGCUCGAUACGAAAAUGAAAUUGUCGAAAAAAUUAAGGAAGUCACAGAAAGACAUUCUGUAGCUUUGAAAGAGCACGAAAAGAAAUUGCGAGAUGUGGAAAAUGAUCAUUUACAAGCUGUCGACGAUUUGAAAGUCAAACAUCAAGCAGAGUUAGAAAAAUUGCAACAAAAGCACAAACAAGAACGACUCGAGUUACAACAAGAAAUUAUGGACUUGACUGACAAAACUGAAGAGAAAGAUAACACCAUUUCAGAUUUGGAAAAUCAAAUCUCAAACAUUCAUUCAGAUUAUGAAGACAAGAAAGCAGAGCUUGAAGGUGAACUCGACACGAAAGUCGACAUGAUCAAGAAACUCGAAAAGGAACUUGCUCAAUACAAGUCCAAGUGUGAACAAUUGGAAGAAGAAAACAAGAACAAAAACCAAGCAGCCAAAGAAAAGAUUUCUGAACUCAACUCCACCAUUACUGAUCUUAAUGACACCAUCACCUCACUCAAUGAAAAGAAUGAAAUGUUAUUGAAACAAUUGUCACAACAGGCCGAACAAAUUCAACAACAAGAGCAAGAGCUCCUUUCUGCCAAACACAAACAAGAAGGAUUGCAAGCAGAACUUAAACAAGCCGAAGCAAAACAAGAAAAGUUAAAGGCACAACAAGAAAAGCAACCUGAAAAACAACCACCAUCCACAGCAGCAACACCUGUCAUUCAUGAUGACACUCAAAUCUCGUCUUCCAACGAUGAAGUUUCUAACAAUGGCCAAUCCCAACCAGUUGCUACAACUAAAAAGGUCGUUCGUGUGGUUCGAAGAACUGUGGUCAUGCCAAAAGAAGGUCAACCAACAACAACAACAGCAUCAACCACAACUGCAACAACUACUGAACCCACUUCUCCAUCGUCGUCAACCACUACCUCAACAACAACAACAACAGCAACUUCUCCAGUCAGUUCACCAACUCCCAUGAAAAAGACAUUAAGUACUAGUGGAUCGAUUAUUGUGACCUCACCUUCAUUGCAACAAUCAAAAUCAACUUCUACUACCGAGAGUUCUUCACAACCUUCCUCUACUGAAAAUACUGAUUCAACAGCAGCGGUCACUACCUCAACAACGACAUCUUCGACAACUAGUACGGAUGACACUUUGAAUGAUUACUAUGAAGAUAAUGAACCAAACUUGGAAAAUUUGGGAGCACCAAAAUCAAGAAGCCGAUUCUCAAUCUUCUCUUCACACUCGGGUGAUGUCAGUUCUGCCGAUAAAAAGAAACGUGCCACUGUUCGUUUGAGAACGACUGGAAUGCCACAAACCAAUGCAACAACAAAUUCUCCAUCGACACCAGUAUUUGGAAGCAACAACUCGAAACAACUCGAAGCAGCUGCUGAUUAUACAAGUGAAUUUACAGCAUUUGCCAAUCCAUUGUUUGAGGCCAAUGGCAAUACUGGCAUGGGUGACAACUCGACAACAACAUCUUCAUUCUCUUCAUCGUUAUUAAGCGCUUCAACGACAGUACGAACAGCCGUUCGAGGAUCCACUCUCAUCAAUGUGAAAUCCAAAGCCACAAAUUCCUCAUCCUCAUCUCUGACACGAAGCAGUGGCAGUAGUGGAAAUUUGUCAACAGCCGAUCGAGCAGAGAAGGCAAAAACCAAAACAGGAUUUCUCGUAAAACAAGGAGGAGGAUUUAAGAGUUGGAAGAAACGAUAUUUCGUGAUUGAACCUGUUGAAAAUUCUUCAAGUCAAUACCAACUCUCGUAUUAUAAACAGAAAGGAGAUCCAAAACCAAUUGAUUCCAUUCCAUUGAAAGGUACUCGAGUGCAAUAUGCUUCUGACAGUGACAAGGAAUCGAGUGGAAGAUUGUAUUGUUUCAAAUUAUCGACCACAUCUCGAACCUAUGUGUUUGAUGCUUCCUCUGUGGAGGAUCGAACAGAAUGGGUCGAUGCUUUGGAUAUUUUGAUUGUCUUGUCCAAUAAAUAUAACUAA